This is a messenger RNA of Pygoscelis adeliae (Adelie penguin), 1142 nucleotides long. RefSeq names its product chromosome unknown open reading frame, human C3orf38. Lineage: Eukaryota; Metazoa; Chordata; Aves; Sphenisciformes; Spheniscidae. The record is from RefSeq and is a predicted model, not a curated record. The coding region runs from base 1 to 951 and encodes 316 amino acids. The transcript is spliced from 5 exons.
AUGGGCGUCUGCUCGUUGAUCAGCCCAGAUCUCGGGGUGAGACAGGCCUGUGAAGUUUCUGACCUGGCCGUUCAUAUCGUCUAUCAGCAUUGUCGACACUAUAUAAGGAAUGUCAGUUUGCAUUCCUUGUCAGCGAUCAAAGUCAAUUUUGAAAAAGCCAUUCAUGCCAUUUUGGUUUACAGCCAAAAUGUAGAAGAAGUUUUGAAACGGAGAAAAGUCUAUCGAGAAAUAAUUUUUAAGUAUUUGGCAGCACAAGGAAUUCCAGUGCCUCCUUCCUCUGAGAAACACCUACUCAUUGAUCGUGUAAAGCAGUACUGGAGUGGGCAGCUCACAACACGUUCCUCAGAGUCAGGGGAGAGAAAACCACACGCAAAGAGUCAUGGAGAGAGACAAAAGUCACCACAAGAUGACAUUCAUGAUCUAGGAGGAGAGUUCUGUCAAUGGUUCUUUGAACUCCUGAAUUCUCAACAUCCCUUGGGACUAAAAUCUGAAGAAAGAUGGGGACCACAGCAUUUUUGGGAGGAUGCCAGGAUGAAGUUCUGUUACAACACAUUCGAAAAAAACAUGGAAGAAUAUGUUGGUGCAGAAAUGGUGAGCCUUCGUCUGCUCUCGUUGGUUAAAGAAGAGUAUCUUCUAUUCAACCCUAAUCUGCACGGCAGUGGACUGAAAUGUGCCAUGUCUCAACAUGGGUUAGUACUGGUAGCAGUGGCUGGCACGGUACAUAGAGACAACACUUGUUUGGGCAUCUUUGAACAAAUUUUUGGACUCAUUAGCUGUCCCGUUAGGGAGAAUACCUGGAAAAUAAAAGCUGUGAAUCUUAAAAUAGUUGGACAGAAUGCCCUGGAGCCUGGGAUGCAAAUUGAGAAACCCUCCAUAAAAUACGAGCCAAACCAACUUCAAGAGUUGUAUGAUGGGAAAGAACUGACUGUGUUUGAACCUCAGAAAUUCUGAGCAAUUCUUUCACAACUGUGUGACUGGGCGAGGGGGGGAACACGCAGCACUUGUAAUGCAUAGCUGAAUAUUGAAAUGGUUGCAGCCAUGUGAUGUUGUCCCUUUUUUGAGUCAGAUUUGCUGGAUGACAAACUGAGAUACAGUCUAAAGUGUUAAUACACGUGAUGCUUUUGGGCACCUUUCUAAGAGCU